AUGAAAUUUCUAUUUCAGGAAGAAUGCCAUAACAUAUUGAAUACUCAGGCCAAAAAGCUUGUGGUUUUCGUUUUCACUGCUGAAUGGUGUCCGCAUUCUAUCCAACUUAAAACUUACCUUGAAACGCUCGCAAAAGAAGACCAACAUGUCGUUAUAACACUCAUUGAUAUUGACGAUGAUGAGGACCUGGUUCCCUUCUACAGCCUCUACGCCGUUCCAUCAUACUACUUCUUCAGGAAUCAAGAAGAGAUUGGAAUACAGGUGGGAGGCGACUUUGCGGCUCUGCGCACUUGUAUCCGCAAGUACAAGCGUGUUAAAGAAACUGAUGAGACUGUCCUAUAG
Messenger RNA from Rodentolepis nana, 342 nucleotides. The record is from the annotation of a GenBank genome assembly. NCBI's taxonomy places the organism in Eukaryota, Metazoa, Platyhelminthes, Cestoda, Cyclophyllidea, Hymenolepididae.